AUGAAGUCUGGUUGCUUCCUAGUGACAGUCAACCACAAAAUAAAUAGAUAUUUCAAAAAUGGGAACAUAUAAACGUUGGCAGGAAGUGAGCAGCACAAACAAACAGCACAUUUUUGUGUGGUCUGUGCAGCACCAGGCCAAGAUCAAGUCUCUGACGGACUACAUACUGAACAUGGAGCAGAAGAAGAGACAGCUGGAGGAGAGCCAGGACGCUCUGACUGCGGAGCUCGCUAAGCUGCAGGCUCAUGAGAAAACACACAAGAUGUCAGGAGAGGAGAAGGAGAAGGAUGACAUCAGCAGACAUGAUGGGGACGGGGACAUAAAGAAAACUCUGGAGGAGCAGCUGGAGAACCACGGAGAGGCACACUACAAACAGCUGAGCUGACUGAGAGACCAGAUCAAACAUGAGCAGAGGAUGCUGGAUAAGCUCACAGAACAGUUACUCUGCCGUUAAAAAGCACCCAAUCAGAGCUUAGCGAGCG
Messenger RNA from Cheilinus undulatus (humphead wrasse), 482 nucleotides. Its product is annotated as kinesin heavy chain-like. Bases 59 to 385 code for a protein of 108 amino acids. The record is from RefSeq and is a predicted model, not a curated record. NCBI's taxonomy places the organism in Eukaryota, Metazoa, Chordata, Actinopteri, Labriformes, Labridae. The transcript is spliced from 4 exons.